CCACCGGAGCAUCCUCGGCAUUCCCGCGGGAUCCGCUCCCACCGGAGCAUCCUCGGCAUUCCCGCGGGAUCCGCUCCCACCGGAGCAUCCUCGGCAUUCCCGCGGGAUCCGCUCCCAGCGGAGCAUCCUCGGCAUUCCCGGGGGAUCCGGUGCCAGCGGAGCAUCCUCGGCAUUCCCGGGGGAUCCGGUCCGGCCGGAGCAUCCUCGGCAUUCCCGCGGGAGCCGGUGCCACCGGAGGCUCCGCGGAGACUCCAGCGGAUCCGCUCCAGCCGCGGUCGGAGGCUCCGCGCGGCUCCCGCCGGCUCCGCUCCUGCCGGGGUUCGGUUCCGCCGCCGCUCCCGUCCCGCUCCCGCCAUGAGCUCCGCGCCCUGCCCCUCCCGGGAGCCGCCCCGGUACCUCAGCCAGGCGGAGGCGGAGGCCAUGGAGAAGGAGCUGCUGGAGGAUUAUCGCUUCGGGCGGCAGCAGCUGAUCGAGAUCUGGGGACACGCCUGUGCCGUGGCUGUCACCAAGGCGUUCCCGCUGCGCUCGCUGCGGCGCAGGCAGCCCACGCUGCUGGUGGCGUGCGGGCCGGCGCAGAACGGGGCCAUCGGGCUGGUGUGUGCCCGCCACCUGCGCAGCUUCGAUUACGAGCCCACCAUCUUCUACCCCAAGCGCUCCCCGGACCCGCUGCACCGCGACUUCACCACGCAGUGCGAGAAGAUGGACAUCCCCUUCCUGUCCUACCUGCCCGCCGAGGUGCAGCUCAUCAACGACGCCUACAACGCCGUGGUGGACGCGGUGCUGGGAGCGGAGGGGACCGAGGGGACCGCGGGGACGGAGCCGUGCGCGGCCAUCCUGGCCACCCUCAAGCACGUCCGCAUCCCCAUCGUCAGCCUGGAUGUCCCCUCAGGCUGGGCGGCCGGGCCGGGUGGCAGCGGUGACAUCAGCCCGGACGUGCUGGUGUCGCUGGCGGCCCCCAAGGAGGUGGCGCGGCGCUUCCAGGGACGGCGACAUUUCCUGGCCGGGCGCUUCGUGCCCGAGGAGCUGCGGCGCAAAUUUGGCCUCGGGCCCGCCGAGUACCCGGACAGCGACUGCGUGGUGGCCCUGUGACCCCAAAACCGCCCUGGGACCCCAAAAACCUCUGGGACCCCAAAACCACCCUGGGACCCCAAAUGCACCCCUGGGACCCCAAAACCCUACUGGUGGCCCUGGGACCCCAAAUAAAUCUCUGGUGGUGGCCGUGUGACCCCAAAUAAAGCAGUGGUGCCCUUGUGACCCCAAAUAAACUCCUGUGACCCCAAAACCCCUGCUGGUGGCCCUGGGACCCCAGAGAAACCUCUGGUGGCCCUGGGACCCCAAAUGCACCCCUGCAACCCCAAAUAAAGUCCUGGGGCCCCAAAUAAACCCUGCUGGUGGCCUUGUGACCCCAAAUAAAACAGUGGUGGCCCUGUGACGCCAAACACACCCCUGGUGGCCCUGUGACCCUAAAAAUGAAGUGGUGGUGGCCCCCGAAAUAAACCACUGGUGGCCCUGGGGACCUGGCCUGACCCCCCUG
This is a messenger RNA of Motacilla alba alba, 1534 nucleotides long. It is a transcript of the gene YJEFN3, whose product is annotated as YjeF N-terminal domain containing 3. The record is from RefSeq and is a predicted model, not a curated record. Gene Ontology annotation, molecular function: NAD(P)HX epimerase activity. Lineage: Eukaryota; Metazoa; Chordata; Aves; Passeriformes; Motacillidae. Bases 355 to 1089 code for a protein of 244 amino acids. Gene Ontology annotation, cellular component: mitochondrion. The transcript is spliced from 6 exons.